This is a messenger RNA of Microstroma glucosiphilum, 642 nucleotides long. Its product is annotated as eukaryotic type KH-domain (KH-domain type I). The record is from RefSeq and is a predicted model, not a curated record. Gene Ontology annotation, cellular component: nucleolus. The transcript has 3 exons. Gene Ontology annotation, molecular function: RNA binding. NCBI's taxonomy places the organism in Eukaryota, Fungi, Basidiomycota, Exobasidiomycetes, Microstromatales, Microstromataceae. Bases 1 to 642 code for a protein of 213 amino acids.
AUGGACGUAGACAUUGCCUCUCGCCCAAGCUUCACCCCGAUGACCAAAUCAGCUCAAUCAGCGGCAGCAGCAGCUUCCUCGGCCGAGGCAGUCAAGAAGGGCCAGCUCAGGAAGAUUCCUAUCCCACCUCAUAGGAUGACACCUCUGAAGAAUGAUUGGCCAAAGAUCUACACACCACUGGUGGAGAUGGCGGGGUUGCAGGUGCGAAUGAACGUGGUCAGGAGGAUGGUGGAGAUCAGAUCGUCCAAGCAUACAACCGAGACCGGCCUGCUGCAGAAAGGCGCCGAUUUCGUCAAGGCUUAUGCUCUGGGUUUCGAGGCAGACGACGCCAUUGCCUUGCUGCGAAUGGAUGAUCUAUUCGUAGACACCUUUGAAAUCAAGGACGUGAAGACCCUGCAAGGUGACCAUCUGUCGCGAGCCAUUGGUCGAUUGGCUGGAAAGGACGGCAGGACAAGAUUUGCCAUCGAGAACAGCUCGAGAACGAGAAUUGUCCUGGCAGAUACCAAGAUUCAUAUUCUGGGAAGCUUUGGCAAUAUCAAGAUUGCGAGGGACGCAUGUGUCAGUCUGAUCAUGGGUAGCCCACCUGGAAAGGUCUACGCUCAUCUCAAGACAAUCGGAGCACGCCAACGGCAACGAGCAUGA